AUGGUUGCCAUUUCCAUCCUCAAAUCUAUCCCACUUUGGGCUGGUUGUGCUCUUGCGGGUGUCAACUACCCUACAAUUCCCAAAGACCUGACCACUCCUUUCCAACAGCGACUUGCAGUUUACGGACCGAAUGCCGUAUCCGUGGGUUGGAAUACGUACGAGCAGCUGGAUCAACCAUGCGUGCAGUACGGUCUUUCAGCAGAUGCUUUGGAUACAAAAGCUUGCUCGUCAUCUUCCACUACCUAUGCAACCUCUCGGACCUGGUCAAAUGUGGCCAUUCUGACCGGAUUAACACCAGCGACAACCUACUACUACAAGAUAGAGUCGACCAACUCGACAACAGAUCACUUCCUCAGUCCUCGCACCCCUGGUGAUACCACGGCAUUCAACAUGGACGUCGUGAUCGACUUGGGUGUUUACGGAAAAGACGGCUUCACAACCUCAAGCAAGAAAAAAGACACCAUACCGGUUGUUGAGCCCGAGCUCAACCACACCACCAUCGGCCGCCUCGCCGAGACAGUGGAUGAUUACGAGUUAGUCAUUCACCCUGGCGACUUCGCAUACGCCGACGACUGGUAUCUGAAGUUCUCGAAUAUUCUGAGCGGCAAAGAGGCCUACGAGUCUAUUCUCGAGCAAUUCUAUGACCAGCUCGCUCCAAUCGCAGGCCGCAAGUUAUACAUGGCUAGUCCAGGUAACCACGAAGCAGACUGCAGCGAGAUCCCAUAUCUGAACGAUCUCUGUCCACAGGGACAGAAAAACUUCACCGAUUUCCUGCACCGCUUUGAGAAUACCAUGCCCGAGUCUUUUGUUUCGUCUUCAUCCAAUACCACAGCACAAGCUCUGGCGCGAAAGGCUCGCAGUCUCUCUAACCCGCCUUUCUGGUACUCAUUUGAAUACGGAAUGGCACACAUUGUGAUGAUCAACACGGAGACUGACUUCCCCAAUGCGCCCGAUGGAACCGAUGGAUCUGCCAAGCUGAAUGGCGGACCUUUUGGCGCGCCUCAUCAGCAGAUCGAGUUCCUGAAAGCCGAUCUUGCGUCCGUUGAUCGGACAGUUACACCCUGGGUCAUUGUCGCCGGACACAGACCUUGGUACUCGACUGGUUCAUCUAGCGGCUGCGACUCCUGCCAGGAAGCAUUCGAAGGCCUGUUCUACCAGUACGGUGUUGAUCUUGGUGUUUUCGGGCACGUGCACAACUCGCAGCGAUUCCUCCCCGUUGUCAAUGGCACUGCCGAUCCAAAUGGGAUGAAUGACCCCAAGGCGCCUAUGUAUAUCGUCGCUGGUGGAGCGGGCAACAUCGAAGGGUUGAGUGACGUGGGCUCCAAGCCAUCUUACACCGAGUUCGCGUAUGCCGAUGACUACAGCUACAGCACGCUGAAGUUUUUGGAUGCGCAGAAUUUGCAGGUUGAGUUCAUCAGGUCUUCCACGGGUGAAGUUUUGGACUCUAGCACACUGUACAAAAAGCACGCGACCCAGUUCGUCCAGCAGUAA
Penicillium brevicompactum is the source of this 1491-nucleotide messenger RNA. RefSeq names its product purple acid phosphatase family protein. The coding region runs from base 1 to 1491 and encodes 496 amino acids. Lineage: Eukaryota; Fungi; Ascomycota; Eurotiomycetes; Eurotiales; Aspergillaceae. Gene Ontology annotation, molecular function: metal ion binding; acid phosphatase activity. The record is from RefSeq and is a predicted model, not a curated record. The transcript has 2 exons.